GUUUCUGGCUUUCCUGAGAAUCAAAACAGCCGUUGGCCGCGGUAACGGUAGCUUCCCCCGCAGCAUGUCGGAAAUCCGUUUGAUGACUCUGACGGAGACCGCCGUUUAGCUUAGCUCGCAGCCCCGCAUAGCUUCACUCAGACCGGAGUUAAAGGCAGGAAUAGGAGCGGUGUGUGAAGAGCAGGUGCAGUGAGGGAGGGGGACAUACUGCCCCAGCACCUGUCGCUGCUGCAGGCUGAGUCACUACUGGUGAAGAAGGAAGGUCUGGAGAGGGAACGUGAGAGGAGGAGGUGGAGGAGGAGGGGAAGACGAAGAAGAAGACGAAGAAGAGAGGGAGAUAAGCCACGACAGGAAGCAAAACGACACGCGCGCACUCAGACCUACACACCGCUUGUUUCGCAAGCGUGCGCUUGUCUGCGUCUGAGGGGGGGGGAGAGAGAGAGAGAGAGGCUGGGCGAGUUAUAGAGGGUGAACGGGAAAGGAAGAAAGGGAGGGAGAGUGACGCGGAGGCUGGGAGAGCCGUUCCCCCCUCCCCUCCCCCUCCUCUCCUCUCCCUCGCUUCCUCCUCUCCUCUCCUCUUCUCCUCCCCUCCCCUCCCUCUCUGGCUGUGUGGAACAUGCGUGUAACGGCAUCAGACUCGGCGUGAAGGAACCAUGAGCGAUGUCACCAUCGUUAGAGAGGGAUGGCUCCAGAAAAGGGGUGAAUACAUAAAGAACUGGCGGCCACGUUACUUCCUGCUGAAGACAGACGGCUCCUUCAUCGGCUACAAAGAGAAACCUCAGGAUGCAGACCUCCCUUAUCCUCUAAAUAACUUUUCAGUAGCAAAAUGCCAGCUGAUGAAGACAGAGAGGCCGAAGCCAAACACCUUCAUCAUACGGUGCCUUCAGUGGACCACUGUCAUUGAGAGGACCUUCCAUGUGGAUUCGCCUGAUGAACGAGAUGAGUGGACAGAGGCCAUCCAGAUGGUGGCAGACAAGCUGCAGAGACAAGAGGAGGAGAGGAUCCAGUGCAGCCCCACCUCCAAUAUUGACAACAUGGUGGAGGAGGAAAUGGACAUCUCCACUACACACCACAAACGCAAGACGAUGAGUGACUUUGACUACCUGAAGCUGCUGGGGAAGGGAACAUUUGGUAAAGUCAUCCUUGUCCGGGAAAAGGCCAGCGGGAAGUAUUACGCCAUGAAAAUCCUUAAAAAAGAAGUCAUCAUAGCCAAGGAUGAAGUUGCUCACACACUCACAGAGAGCAGAGUACUGAAAAACACCAGGCACCCUUUUCUCACUUCGCUGAAGUAUUCAUUCCAGACUAAAGACCGUCUCUGUUUUGUCAUGGAGUACGUGAAUGGAGGGGAGCUGUUUUUCCAUUUGUCCAGAGAGCGAGUGUUCUCGGAGGAGCGCACGCGCUUCUACGGCGCUGAGAUUGUCUCGGCUCUCAACUACCUGCAUUCAGCCAAGAUUGUGUACCGGGACCUCAAGUUGGAAAACCUGAUGCUGGAUAAAGAUGGUCAUAUAAAAAUCACAGAUUUUGGACUCUGCAAGGAGGGCAUCACUGAUGCUGCUACAAUGAAGACCUUCUGUGGAACGCCGGAGUACCUCGCUCCAGAGGUGCUGGAGGACAACGACUACGGCCGUGCCGUGGACUGGUGGGGGCUGGGCGUGGUGACGUACGAAAUGAUGUGCGGCCGGCUGCCGUUCUACAACCAGGACCACGAGAAGCUGUUCGAGCUCAUCCUCAUGGAGGACAUCAAGUUCCCGCGCACGCUGUCGGCGGACGCCAAGUCGCUGCUGUCUGGCCUGCUCAUCAAAGACCCAAACAAAAGGCUCGGGGGCGGACCAGAAGAUGCUAAGGAAAUAAUGAGGCAUAGUUUCUUCUCUGGCAUCGACUGGCAGGAUGUUUACGACAAAAAGCUCGUCCCUCCCUUCAAGCCUCAGGUGACGUCGGAGACGGACACCAGGUACUUCGACGAGGAGUUCACGGCUCAGACCAUCACAAUCACUCCACCAGAGAAAUUCGAUGAGGAUGGAAUGGACUGUCUGGACAACGAAAGGCGACCGCACUUCCCGCAGUUCUCGUACUCGGCCAGCGGGCGAGAAUGAACUGUCCAUCACGGUGACAUUGUCACAGCUGGUCUCUGAGGCCGCCAGUGUGGGACACGAAGACCCCGCAGCUUCGGACCAACCCAGACUUGAAGGAUUUUUGCCCUUUUCUCCUCCAUUCCUUCGCUUCAGUCUGCUUCUUACUUUAUUUAUUUGUUUUUCUCUCUCUUCCUCUCUCUCUCUCUUUUUUUUGUUGUGAAUCUCUUCAGAGGUCAAAACCUCGAGGCAAAAUCAGAGUUCACUCCUGCACUCUAAAGUGCAACGCACGCGAUCGGUUGACUUUUUUUUAACGACCCUUUAACGACGGGAGCUUCACCGGCCCCCUGCUGUGCUUUGACACCUGUUGCUCUAAAAUAAAAUAAAAAAAAAGCCCAAACUACUCUAAGAUAUUAGCCGGCGCAGUUUUCAGGUAGUGUUCGUAUCUGCGCAACAGCGAUACUGCGCUUUCAGUUGUUGGAACCCAAACUGCCAUAGCGGGUCGUAACUCAGGCUUUCGCGAACACAAACUCGGAGAGACGUUUGUGUUUCGCGACACGUCGUCGGUUCGGUGAUUCCGGGACGGACUGAGCAGCGUGGGGGGGCCCCCCCACACACUCCCUCCCUCAUGUCGUCAAGCAGGAUUUGACUCAGGUGUUGCUCAGUGCAAGUGAUGUUGUUGCUGCUAUUUCAACUACAACCACAACGACUACAGGUACCGCUCUUCUUCUACUGCUACUGCUGAAAUCCGGUGCUACACCUCCAGCUAACCGUUACCAAGGCGACAGCUAAACGCCCCAAACUAUGCUCGUCCAGCUGCUACCUUUUACUCUGCUGCUCUUAAAUGUCAUCAACCGAUGAUCACCAUGGGCUUUUCUUUUUGUCGCAACUCAAAGCACAGCAGUUCAAGCAGAUGAAGCUCCGGCUAAUACAGUUAGCUUUACUACGUCACCAACAAUGCAGCGGAAAUGCAAGAA
This is a messenger RNA of Poecilia latipinna (sailfin molly), 3046 nucleotides long. RefSeq names its product RAC-gamma serine/threonine-protein kinase. The coding region runs from base 654 to 2093 and encodes 479 amino acids. Gene Ontology annotation, biological process: protein phosphorylation. NCBI's taxonomy places the organism in Eukaryota, Metazoa, Chordata, Actinopteri, Cyprinodontiformes, Poeciliidae. The record is from RefSeq and is a predicted model, not a curated record. Gene Ontology annotation, molecular function: protein serine/threonine kinase activity; ATP binding. The transcript has 14 exons.